Astyanax mexicanus (Mexican tetra) is the source of this 1874-nucleotide messenger RNA. Its product is annotated as TOG array regulator of axonemal microtubules protein 1-like. NCBI's taxonomy places the organism in Eukaryota, Metazoa, Chordata, Actinopteri, Characiformes, Acestrorhamphidae. Gene Ontology annotation, cellular component: cytoplasmic microtubule; cilium. The record is from RefSeq and is a predicted model, not a curated record. Gene Ontology annotation, molecular function: microtubule binding. The transcript is spliced from 7 exons. Gene Ontology annotation, biological process: microtubule cytoskeleton organization. Bases 44 to 1279 code for a protein of 411 amino acids.
CUUCUUCUAUAGACGCACAUCAGAUCUAUUUCUCGAUUCAGAAAUGGAUUUUACCCUUCCGAAAAUUGCGCCCUGGGUCCACGGACUUCCUCUAAUGAGGCGCAAGAAUAAAGAUCCACAUUGGUCACUGGGGCAUCUGCACAUGCCCAGUCCACCACCAGCAAAACCUGCUGCCAAAAACACCGGCAGCAGGUUUCCUCCAAUCAAAGGGCUGGAGCCAAAAUGGAGCGGAGCCAAGGAGAACUCCUCCUUUAGAGAAGAGUUUACUUCAAAGCCCCUCCAUUUCCAGCCAACUCCUCCACCUGAGCCUCUGCCUGUCACUGCUACCCAACCAGUGGUGGUGAAUAAACCAACGGCCUACAAUUCACCAGGUAGCAGGAUACCAAUACUGGACAGGCGGAGGAAGCUGAGGCCAGUCCAAGCUGUGGUGCAGCCCAUUAAUAACAUGGCUGCCCACAGCGUGAUAAAGGACGAACCAGCACAGGUGGAGAGAGCAGUCAGGAAGAAGCCCAGUAACAUCAGGGCAGCUCCUCAGGCCGUUGGGAAAGGUCAGGUAGUGGUGCAGCCACUGUUGCUUCCAUCCCUGACCAGCGAAGAACCCCUCAACAGGCCUGAGGAAGCUCUCGGCCAGGCGCUAGGUCUGCUGCAGGAUGAGGAAUGGGAAAGGAAGACAGAGGGACUACGGCUUGUGCGAGCUCUGGCAGAACAUCACACUGAAGUGGUGCUGCCAGAGCUCCACUACAUUAGCGCAGCCGUAAUUGCGGAGGUGCAAAACCUCCGCUCUAUAGUCUCUCGGGACGCCAUUACCACCAUGGCUCACCUUUUCACUCACCUGCAGUGUGAUAUGGACAGUGAGGUAGAGGUCGCUGCUCGCACCCUCCUUCACAAGGCUGGAGAGACCAGCCUUUUUAUAAGGCAGGGUGCGGAGCUAGCCCUCAGCACCAUGGUGCUCUCCUGUUCACCUGGCCGAGUCCUGCAAGGACUGCUGGAUGGUGGAAUACGCCACAGAAACCCGGUCUGUAGGGCCGCCACUGCACUGAGCCUGGUGAGGCUCCUGCAGGUGGUCGGGGUUUCACGUGUGCUGACUGGCAGGAAGACGUUCGCGAGCAAAUUCAUUCCUGCCGUCAGCACACUGGCCUUUGAUGCAGCCCAGGAUGUCAGAACCCACGCCCGAGCCGCAUUGUGCCUUUUGGGCUGCCACAAGGAGGCUGAGAGGGCUGUAGAAAAAUAUGUACAGUUGAGAGACCAAUCAGAGAUUAAGAAAUUGCUUUGUAAAUAAUCAAUCAAUCAAUCAUUUUUUAAUCAUUGUCUGUAGUUGGGAUGAUAUUCAGUGUUCAGCUGUUCAGACUGGGUUUGGGGUCGAAUGCUCCGUUCUAGAGAAGCUUACAGACUCAGAGCUGUUCACAGUGGUGGUGACAGGAACCACAUCUGAAGAGGUGGAUAAGGCAGCGGCUCCACCUUCCUCUUGCCAGAGGCUCUUUCUGAGAGUCCUGGUAAGUGAGGUAACCCAGUUUCUGGGCAUCCUCUAGGGAGGUGGGGCGCUGCUUGGUGGGAAACGCACCGGCCCUGUGGCAUCAGGGCUUCCCAGUCAACCAGCUGGGAAUGUCCCGCCCCCAAACAAGCCCUGCAAAGCUUGUGAGGGGUUCGCCCAGGGCCGGCCGGCGUCCCCCAGCCACUCUCUUAGAGGCAGUCCACCCUUCAGAUGUAUGGGUCCCGUCUCCAUCACUGUGAUCAGUUCUGACUCUGUGGGCUUCUCUGGAACAAAGCAUUUCACCCCAAACCCACUCUGAACACCUGAACACUGAAUACAUCUCAACCAGACCAGCAAAAUAAAAAUCCUUAAAAAAAAUCACUGUCUCUGUCAUCAUUACAAA